CUGGUCGUUUGCGAAAAGUUGAUAAAAACAAAACCGCCAUACACUUCCUAUUUCAAUGAUUAUGACCUACCUUAGCAAAACGCUAUUAUUGUUCUCUUGCGAGUUAUACAGAUCAAAAUACCUUCACCUUCUCAACUCCCAGACUUGUUGAAUAUUGAAUAUUCUAUGAAGAAUCAGGGUUGAAGAAUAACCGACUGGGAUAAAUACUAUGCAAUAUCUCCAAACAUGCUUGACACAUAUAUCAAUAGCCGCCUAGCUCUAAUCAUGAUAGUUUGACAUGCGAAACAUUCGGUCCUGAACCCUUACUACAGCCUGUCUCAGCGAACCAUCGUCUAUCACUCCAGCCCCCUUAAUCUGCCUGUCGACGAUCGACGUUAUAUCAUCGUAAUCCUUCCAGAAUAUAUCUUGGCAGGUUGAAAGGAUUCCUGCUAACCUUUCUCGCAACAGCAAACAUUCCAAAAAUCUUUGGUUCUCUGCAUCCGUCUUCCGAAUAAUCCACUUGAUCUCGGAUAUAAUUUCAGUCACAGUUUCAAUUGAAGGACUUUCGAGGCAUAACUCAAGCAUUAAGAUUUUCAGCAAGGUCUUGAUCGUCUGGCGAUGAGUGCGGCCCGGACGACUCUGCUGAGCGGCCAAAAUGUCGUUGAGCUCGCCGCUGUAGUCCAUAUUCUGUGUCGUGUCGUCUUCGAACUCGGAGGCAAGUAGUUUUGCUAGUAUAGAUUCUUGCUUCGCAUGUAGAAUGAUGGGAUGAUCGCUAUCUAGAUGCACUGCGAGGUCAGGUUGAUCUGCGUCUUCUUCACCAGUACACCUCGACGAUGGGGUUUCGUCCCCAAUAACAGUAUCGAAACACGACAUGGCCUUCCUGUAAAGGUCACGGCGUUCUGUGUCGUCUGCCUUUACCAUUGCCGUUGUCGAAUAGAUUUCUCCGAUGGACAGACAAGCCAUGAGUGGCAGCGGGUGGAAACGCCCCAGGCUUUUCUUUCCAGCAUCACGUACCAGCCCCAGGACCCUGAGUGCCAGGUCCAGUUCUGAACGGGGUUGCCUGGUCAAGAUCUUCCCACACGUUAGUAAAGUAUACAGGAUAUCAGGAUGAGCUGCGACUCCCGAGUCCGAUGCGGCGAAAGCGUCUUCAAUGCCCUGCAGCAGCGAUGGCUUGUCCAUCAGGAAGAAUAUAACCCCGUCGUUCGAAUCACCUUUCCACCAAAGUUUAUCGCGCUGGAAGCACAGAUACUUUUGAAGUUGGCAGUACAGUACAGAAAAAUUCUCAGUUUCGGCAAUCUCUAGGGAUCCCAAGUGAUAUUGGGCCAGAGAAAGCAGAGACAGGACUCUCAACACCUCAGGGUGCUCAGACCCCCAAAGGCUUACUGCGUUGUUUUUGACCUCAGUCAGAAUAAUCUUAGCUGUCGAAUAGUUACCGCACUCAAUAUGCAGCGCUCCAAGCUGGCUCUUGUACUUAAGAGUCGAAGGGUGGCCGUGUCCCAGAUCAGCGGUGGACUCGGCACGUUGACAUAAAGAACCGGAAUCGUCCAGUGCAAGCGUCAGGAAUCCUUCGCGCUGCGCCGCAGAGAUUAAAAUAAACUCUGCCUCUAGUGCCAGAGGGUGCUCAUUUCCAAAGGCUUCCUCUAUCACUUCGGCGCAUCGCUCACACGAGAUCCUCCCUAGGCGAACUUGCCCCGUCUCGACUUGAAGAAAGGAACUGAGGAGUGCAACUUCAAUAGUCAGGAGAUUGGUCUCGCCUAUCUUGACUAUUGCAUCGCUCAGGGCUGGCUGUAGAAUUAACAGUGCUUGAUGAUAGCACCCUCGAAGAACGUCAAUACGGGCUUUGUUGAGGAUGUUGGAGAUCCUGAUACCCUCAGAUGAUUGAAUGUAUAUCAGCUUCUCGCACCACUCAUGCCCAGUCUCAACUACGUUGAGUGUCUCGGACUUGAGAUUGUCGAGCUUCUCGCACCAGUUGUCCGCCGCAUUUAGCUCCUCUUUGAUCCUCGGGGCAUGAAGAAAGCCUUGAUGAGCUAUUACUAGAGCUCGAAGUCUGCAAACAGAAGCCGAAAGCUUGUAGUAUUUUAUUUUCUCUUUGGGUUGAUUCGAAGAUAGUGGCAUGUACUCGUCAGGCAGUAUGAUCUCAUUUAAACAGUACUUCAUUUCCUUGUAGUUGCCGGUUCGAAACAAAGCAAGAGCAUGGUUAAGUAAUAUAGCGCCGUGGGCGUUUGUUAUGCUCGGUUUCAGGUAUUGGUCAUCAAACCCACUGAGGUCAUCUCGCAACUGGCGUAGAUCCCUCUCUGCUUGCACAUAUUGUCCCAGCAUCAUGCGAGCGAAGGCUAGGCCUGAUUUGAUUUCCCAAAUGGCGGUGUUGUAUGGAAUGUCCAUUCUGAGGCAUUCUUGGAACAUUGCAAGGGCGUGUUUGUUGUCUCCGCUUUCGAGGCGCGACUCAGCCUGGUCUCUGAGAUCCUUCCAUUUUGUCUUGCCUGGCGCCCCUUUUGGCAUAUUUGGCAGGUAUUUGGGUUUGGUCUCUCCUCCGGAUGCAAGUACCGAGGCUGCUGAAGGCAUUGAUGCCUCAAUGACAUUUUCAUAUGGCUGUGCUUGUGUAAAGUAUGUCGUUGAGAUGGUAGAUCCUACGGAAGGGACUUGUGGGACAAACGAGAUAUUCAUGGCGUCGUACAAGCGACGAAUAGCGAUUUCAAAGGGCUUUGAAAGCACGCGAAGUAAAUCAUUGUCCAGAGAUUCAUCGUCAAUGAAGUCUCUCUGGCGACUUGUUAUCCAGACCAUGCGGUUUAAUUCAGGGCUGAUGCGCUUCCGAAUCGUCUCAUCAAACCGGGUAUUGAUCGUUUUGAUUAGUGCAUCGACCUUUUUCCACGUAUACCCAUCAAUCGGGAAACUUGCGCUCGCUCGGUCAUUGUCUUGAAAGAGCAGGAUGAGGUUUGUGUUGGCUGGAAUUCUAGAAAAGGAGCGCACUGAGAUACUCUUCACCAAGUCAGAUCCUGGAGCAUCUGCAAGUAUCACAAGAUAGGGGGGGUCGUUUUUUCGAGCUCUCCAUGACCGGGGAGACUCUAUGAAGUCUUGCAGUCGGGCAACCAUCUCGUCAAACGAGACUUUCCCGUCUUGGUAUGCCUCCUUCUGAGUAAAAUUGACUUCUGUCAGGCGGUAGCGUAAUGUGAACCCUUGCAGAAUUUUGUCGGCUGCGUCUAGACAGGAAACUAAUGUAGUUUCUGCUGCAGAAUGGAUGAAGAGAACUCUGUAGAGAAUGAGGAUAAGCAUACAUCAAGUCGCGGGCCGGGCCAAUCUCACUCAAUCACACGUUUGUUAUUGCCGCAUCCAACGGGCUUACGAACGGACGUAGUACUGGCCGUGAAACCCUGUGGCGCCUUUAUAGCAUACUUACGUUACUCCAUCACAUACUGUAUUUACAGACUCACGUACCGCUUGAAAGGGGCAGUGUAGCCAGCCAGUCACCUUUAGUACCUUCAAUUUGCAUUACAAAAUUGGUAGCUAUGCAGCAUUUGAAGGAAAUUUAUGAUACUAAGUGGUUGACAACAUUCACGGUGGGAUAUUUUGAUACCCUCGAUCACUGCUCUUCUACAAAACACUCGUGGACAUACGACAACUUCGUCAGUUUUCCGAAGCAACAUGGAUACUGGGUCGAUGAAAACUACAGAGUGCAUCAGUCUGGCAAAAAGAGCAGCUGCAGAUUUCUUGAUCGCCCUGCACUUGACCAGGCUUGGCUGUUUUUCCAACUUAUCUACUGUGUUGUUCGCGACCAGGAGGAGCCGUUCUUGGCCCACGAGAAGCUUGUUUUCGAGGGUAAACUCGACACGAAAGAGCUUCCUCAUGCGCUUAAUCAAUGGGACAAGCAUAUGAGGGAAUUGCACGAGAAAGACCCAGGAGCCGCCGUCAUGCGGUUUCUCGAAGCAAACCAGAUACUAGAGCUCGCAAAGCAAGUAGUCCUGGCAAACCUGGCUGAAGGCUCACCAUCUAUGCUCGUGCCACAGCCCAUAAAGAGAUUCAAGCAAGGGAAUUGGGCCACUGAACUUUAUGAACAGCGAAAUCUCUGUUUAAUGAUUUUGGGGGAGACUCUUUCGGCGGUUCUCACAAGAAUCAUGAGAACCUGCAAGAUCAAUCUUCCAGGUUGGGAGCUUGAUGAUGGGGGAGGAUGGGGCCCGUCAGCAUAUGUGUCCAGAAUGAUGUUCGAGCAUGGCUGGUGUCCAAGAUCCCAGGCGACAGUGAAAGGUCAGCUCGGCCGGAACGCCACCCUGUUAUAUGUGACAGUGUUGGCGCAUAACGAGAAUCGCCAUAAUUGCGAUCCUCAGGGCCAUGAACAUCGACGAUGCACCCCUUCAAAAUGCGAGUUUAUAGAAGCCUUGGACAAUCCUCCUGAUAAUAACAGAGGCCUAAUCCGGGAAUACAGGCCAUCACAUGCUCAGGGUUGUACCGAGUGCGGUAUGAUUGGUCCAAAUGAAAAUGACAUCCUGGACGUCCUUGAGCGCAGCAAUGCUUCGAAGACAGUCGUCUUCCCGCUGAUAAGGGUUUGGGAGGAUAAUGAAAACAAGACUCUUGAGAUCAAGGUGGAGGAAUGGAAAGUUGGGACACCAUAUGCGACAGUGUCCCAUGUCUGGUCACAGGGACUGGGGAAUAGGAACAAGCGGGAGAUCCAUGUCUGUCAGUUAAGGGCUAUCAAAGACUUGCUGCAACAGGUCUUUGGAGAGAAAGAAUCUUACCUCUUUUGGCUCGAUACAUUUGCCAUCCCGCAGCGAGGUACGGGAGACACAAGACAUGGUCAGUUGAAGCGGAAAGCCAUAGGGCUCAUUCACCACAUAUUCAACAAUGCAGAACAUUGCAUUAUCCUCGAUCGUUAUCUCAUGAAUUUCGGAAGGGCCUAUGACUCUAAUUGUCGCGCUAUUGGUGCUGAGGUACUGGCAAGUGGAUGGAUGAUGCGACUAUGGACCCUCCAGGAGGCUUUCGUAAGUGACCAAUUGCAUCUUGCACUGAGGGGUCACGAUGUAUUCAACAAAAAGCCACAUGAUUUGGACAAUUUCUGGACUGACACCAAUGGCCAAGAUGUGUUGAGGAGCUCAAUCACAGAAAUCACGAGGGGCAAGGUGGAGGUUAAUUUGAUGAGAACGGGACCAAGAAGGCCCCUGGCAGAGAAAAGCAUUUCUGAGCGUGCUUUAUUGAUAGGGAGUGCCUGGAGAGCGGUACGAUAUCGCACCACCAGAAACCCGGGGGAAGAGACGUUGGCGCUGUCUAGCUUGCUUGACAUUCCCAUUCUACAAGACGAUGAAAGCCCAGUGCUUUCUACAUCCCGAGAGGAAGAUCGCGAGAGGCUCAUGGAAAGAUUCUGGGGAACAGUAGGCAACGACAAUGCUUUUGGAAAUGCAAUCCCUCCUGGAAUUAUCUUCUUACCUGGAAAAAGAUUGUCUUCGGAGGGCUUCAGAUGGGCUCCCUUUACAUGGAUGUCUGGCGAAGUGGAAGCAUAUCCGUUUCCCCUGGACAACCCAAAGCAUCCUACGAAACUAAUCCCCAAGGGGCUUGUCGUCCAGCUCCCAGGGUUUUGCCUCUACCCUACUGGAGACAAGCUUCGUGAUAUAAUCUCAACUAGUAACAGAAGCUCAUUCAGAUUCUCUGUUAGCAGGGGCCUCGAUGAAUGGUACCAAGUCUCCGCCGCGAGGAAGAGGAGUCAAUUGAACGGCAUCUCAGCCCCCCUGGAUAACGGGAAUCACGACCUACAUCCCAUUGCACUGGAGCUACGAAAAGAUAUUGACUCGGGAAAGCCUCUGAAGAUUGGUAUCAUUCUUUCCCGGCCACGGCCUGUCGAAGUGCAAGGCGAGAUUGGACUGUUGGUCAAAAUAUGUGAUAAAGAGGGACGCUGUCCUGUAUCUGGUAGAGGCAAGUCUCUUCUCAUCUGCAAAAUAAUUCGACGUAUCGAGGUCUCGCGGCUCGCGAUUGGCGCUUCCGGUGAUAUCCCAUGGGAGACAGGGCCUCAAGAAGCACCCGGGUAUGAUCCCAUAUUGAGCAGAUAUGAGAGAUUCCAGCGGGAAAAGGUUGCGGGAGUGCAAUUAGACGAUGAUCAGAGCUGGUGUGUCGACGGGUUUCCUGGGAAAGCCCCAGCAACUGGUGGUCUCAAGCGGAGUCAGACUGACCUUUCUACUCCACGUCAGUCUGGAGGCUUCUUAAGCAAGCUGAAAAGGGUUGUGACGAGCAGCUCGAGAUUUGAGAGCUCAGAUUUAUAAUCUAUAUAUUUAAUCUCCCGUUAAUUGAUAGAACUGUCUGCCCUGUUAAUGUCGUCGAAUAUCUCAGAUUUUGACUUGUCAGAUUUCGGCUAGUAGGUAGAUCAUCGGUCUGUUGGUGCAAAGCCACUACGUAGCGCUAGGACCUCUGUAAUAGAUACAUCGUGCCAGAGUCGCCAGCCAAUUGGGGUGCACAUCGCGUAAAGGCCCGGUUGACAAACAUAGAUUCUGAGUUAAUAACAACCUUGAGCUAUUAUAAUUGAUCAUCUACGGAGUACUGCUUGUAAAGUCUCAAAGCCUUUUCAUAAAUAUCUCGCUAUCUCGUUGUGGG
Molecule: messenger RNA, 6546 nt
Organism: Fusarium verticillioides 7600
Lineage: Eukaryota; Fungi; Ascomycota; Sordariomycetes; Hypocreales; Nectriaceae
Exons: 2
Coding region: 3483-6218 (911 amino acids)
Source: RefSeq, a predicted model, not a curated record